AAAAUUCCGAACGAAACCAUGUGGGAUUUUGACUUUUGCUAAACGUGCGAUUCAAACGUGAAAUGUAAAAAAAAAGAAUUCGCAUUAAUUGAUAUUAAAUUCCUGCCAUGGAUUACGUGGUUGGAAGUGUUGCAGCAUUAAUAUCAGGAAACGUGACGCCGAGUCGUCCUAAAAUAAUAAAAAGGGCUCUUACACCAACGAAACAUCCACAGUCUCCUAACGUUACUCCGAAGAGUGAAUUUAUUGACGAUAGAUCUAUUUUCCUAUCACCAUCGGUCCAGAAAAAGAAAGCCAUUGUUAAGAAAUCACCGAAAAGGAUUUUUCAAAACCCAGACAUUGAUACUACAUUGAACGAAGGUAACAAUAGUUUGACGAGUCCAGUUGUCGACAAAGUUAAAAAACAUUUGAACGAACAAUUAGAUACAGAAAACACGCAGACGGUAAACAUGGCAAAGGCUAAGUCACCGAAAAAUAAACAAAUAAACAAAUCAAAAGAAUCAAUGACACCUGUGAAAGAAUCUGUAGAAAUAGUUGAUGUGCAAAAAAGCAAUGAAAAUACGCCUAAAAAGAAAAAGCGUAAGUCUACUCCCAGUGAACCCGCAUUUGACACAAAACAAAAUACAGAAAAUGUAACUGAAACGAUAAAUCAAGAAGUGGCAGAUAAAAAGUCUCCAAUGAAAAGGAAGCGAUCUAAAUCAACAAAUGAGCUAACUAACGAGGAGAAAGAGAAUCUUAAAUCAACUGAAAACAACGACACUGUUAAUGAAGUUGAGAAGAAAUCAGACAACACCACAAGUAAUAAAAAGAAGAAGAGGAAAAACAAAAAGAAGAAACCCAAUACUAAUCAAGAAGAAAUACAGAUCAAUAAAUCAGAAGAAACUAAACCGGACACAGAAAACAAUGACACAAGUACAAAGAAAUUAAAAUCAAAGAAGAAAUCCAAGAAAACCAAGCAAGUAGAGGCAAAUCAAGAAGAGGAGAUGAUUGUAAAUCCAAAUGCAAUCACAAGUCAGGAAACUGACUCGGAACAUGAAUCGGAUGAUGAUAUACAGUCUGAAGAUGAAAAUAAGGAAGCUCUUGAAGCUGCUCAAGAAGAAAGCUCUGAUGAAGAGGAAGAAGAAACAUCAAAUAAAAAAGAAAAACAAAAAGCAAAAACGGACGAACCUAAAGAACAACACAUAGCGACGGAGGAUGAAAUCAAGCGAACAUUGUUUGUUGGUAAUGUGCCGUUUAGCAAGAAAUGUAAGAAGGAAGUGAAGAAGCUGUUCAGUCAAUAUGGUGACAUUGAAACUGUUAGAAUUCGUACAGUUCCAGUGAAAGACGCGACCGUUACGCCGAAAUUGGCUGUAAUAAAAAAUGAAUUACAUCCAGAAAGGACAACGGUUAAUGUGUAUAUCAAGUACAAACAUGCAGAUUCUGUUGAUCAGGCGUUAUCAGCGAACAACACAGUCAUGAACGAGCACCACCUACGAGUGACGAGAAGCGACACUAGCGGCUCAGCACACGAUCCCAAGUGUUCAGUGUUUGUUGGCAACAUCCCCUUUGGACUGGAGGACGAAGCGCUAAGGGCGAAGUUCCAGGGCUGCGGCGAGAUUGAGUCGGUCAGGAUCGUGAGGGAUAGGAAGACUAAUGCGGGGAAAGGUUUCGGUUAUGUAAACUUUGCGUCAAAAGAUGGCGUGGAACUCGCUCUAGCACUCACAGAGGAAGAUUUGACUAUAAAAAACAGGAUAAUGCGAGUCAAACGAUGCACGCAAAACGCAAAUAGUGGCAAGAAGGGCUUCAAUACGCGUGGAAAUGUACAAAAUGCACGAGGAAAUGGACACAAUGCACGAGGAAAUGGACACAAUGCACGAGGAAAUGGACCUAAUAUGCGCGGAAAUGGACCGAAUAUGCGUGGGAAUGGACGGAAUAUGCGCGGAAAUGGACGCGGUGGACAUGGUUCUUUUGGACGUGGUAAUGCACAUAGUGUGCGCGGAAAUGGACCAAAUGGGCCGGGAAAUGGACGUGGAAAUUGGUCCAAUUCGCGCGGAAAUGACGAAAAUAUGUCGAAUCCGCGUAAGUUUGAUAAUAAUGUUAACGGUGGAGAAGAAACUGGUGCGUUCAGACGUAUUAUGAAUAAAAGGAAAUUCCAGGAGGGAGGUGAAGGCCCUCCCAAUAGAGAGAAGAAACCUAGAAAGGAAUUUGUCGGCCUAACUGGAGAAAAGAAAAAGAAGCAAAAGUUUAACAAAGGACAGAAGAAGAAGAAAGCUUUAAGUGAAAUUUUAACGAAAUAGUGAUUGUCGUUCACAUU
Molecule: messenger RNA, 2290 nt
Organism: Colias croceus (clouded yellow)
Lineage: Eukaryota; Metazoa; Arthropoda; Insecta; Lepidoptera; Pieridae
Product: nucleolar protein 12
Exons: 7
Coding region: 108-2273 (721 amino acids)
Cellular component (GO): cytosol
Molecular function (GO): mRNA binding
Source: RefSeq, a predicted model, not a curated record